GUUGUGAAUGCUGGUUCCAAUCACCGCAAAAGAUCUCUCUCUUCUCCAUCAAGCUCACAAAUACAAACUAUAAACAUUUCGCAAGCACAAAACAACAAAGCACAAAACGAUGAGAUUCCCAUCCUUCUCCUUGUUUCUCGCGCUCGGUCUAGCUGCCCAGUUCACUGAGGCCUGUGAAGAUCUCGUUGAGGUUUCCCAGGAGGAUCUACAAUCCUUGCUCCCAAGAUCACUUGAUUGGAAUGACACCAAGAGCGUUCAGGAGUUUGUCGUCAGCGAUGGCUCAUAUGUGACGCCCGCUGAAACCACCGACUUUCAAGAGACCGCCACGUAUCAGGAAGUGACAGACUUCUUUUCUAGACUUGCACAGGAAAGUGAUGCUGUUCAGGUCCAGUCGAUUUUAACAAUGCCAAAUGGCGAAGAGCUCUGGCUUGUCACAGUGUCGGGUGAGCAGCGCUUCAGCCCUGAUGAUAUGCAAAACCCAACAAUCUUGGCCACUGCGGGCAUUCACGCUGGUGAAUCUAGUGGAGUCAAUGCGGGGAUGAUGUUCGUUCGAAACUUGGUGUUCAACGAAGAAUACAAAGAGCUCCUCAACUCGGUCAACUUUUUGUUUGUGCCGGUCUUCAAUAUUCAAGGAUACCUUCGCCAAAGCCCUCAAGGAAGGAUCAAUCAGCAUGGUCCCAAUACUUCUGGACGCCGGGCCAAUGGAAACUGGAAGAAUCUCAACAGGGACUUCAGCAAGUUGGACACCGAAGAAGUGCGGGCUGUUGUUGGCAUCAUGAGGGACUACGAUCUUUCGUUCUACACUGAUCUGCAUUCUACUGACGGCAUGUCAUAUCAACCAGACGUGACAUGGUGCGAUAAUGGAGAUGCAGGGCUCUCCAAUGAGAUCCAUGGUUGGCUCCGUGGCGAAAUGCAACCGGCGUUGGAGGCCUUCGUCGAGAGUUACGACCACUUUCCAGCUGUGUGCUACUCUGCCAAUGACAAGAUGGAUCCAACCAAGGGAUUCUACCCUUACUUCAGUGAUGGUCCCUCGUACAGCACCAACUACGCUGAUCACCGACAAAUCCCAUCUUAUCUCUUGGAAAUGCAUUCGUUGAAGCCAAACAAGCAACGCGUCCUUGGAGCUCAUGCCUUCUUGCUUGGUCUUACGAAGAUUAUCUCUGAGAAAGCUGACUCCUUGCGUGUUGCUGUUGAAGCUGAUCGUGCUGCUCGAGCUGAUCCCGUCCCCGUCGCUUGGGGCUACGACUCACCAGCCCCACAGGUGGAUUGGCCGAUUUUCGAGUAUGAAGUUGUCAAGAACCCCGUGUUGGGCAUUGACCAAAUUGUGUGGUCCGACGUCCCCAUGACCAUUACAGUAGAACAAUCCACUCGCUCGACACCCGUCAAUUCGCCCAAACGCCCCUAUGCAUAUGUUGUCCCAGCCGUUUGGGAAGACGUCAUCGAGGUACUUGACAUGCACGGCGUCCAAAUGGAGGUCUUUACGGAGGAAACUGUUUGGGAGGUCACCAACUAUCGCACCGAAGACGCCAGUCUAAAACGCUUGCGGGAAGGUCGUCCCGAGAUCAGCGGCGUGGGCAUCCCCGAGAAUUGCACCCGUGUGUACCGAAAGAACGAUGUCUUGAUCAAGACGGACCAACCUUUGGGUACUCUUGCCGUGGCAUUAUUGGAACCCGCUGGCGAGGGUAGUCUGUUUGUUUGGGGGUUCUUUUCGAGUAUGCUCACCAGUCAUGAGUAUCCUGAGAACUACAUCAUGAUUCCACUCGCCGAGAAGAUGUUGGAGGAAUCUGAGGAACUACGAGCGGAGUGGGAGAACUACAAGGAAGAAAAUCCCUCCUAUGUGAAUGAAACCGAAACUACCCUGGACUGGUUCUUCCGUCGCUCUGCUUACUAUGAUGCGGAGGCCUACAUGUACCCCGUGGGGGUCAUCUAUGAAGAACCAGCUGAAGCUUUUGACUUAGAGGAGUUUGAUUCUUCGAAUGAUGAUGCAGAUGACAAUGACGAAGAAGAGCAGGAAGGUGAAACUAGUGUUGUGGGCCGCUCUCAAUGGUGGCCCCUUGGCAGUGAUGGAGGACUCAGGCGAAGGAAGAACUGAGGUCAAGGUGUGAAGUGGGCCACAUGCGUGAUAAAUAGUCAAGCUGAAAUAGUAGUUCAUUGAGUGUCCUAACUUUUACCUCAAUACGGUAGGCAGUAGC
Molecule: messenger RNA, 2192 nt
Organism: Seminavis robusta
Lineage: Eukaryota; Bacillariophyta; Bacillariophyceae; Naviculales; Naviculaceae
Source: the annotation of a GenBank genome assembly